AUGCGGCCGUCCAUUCAGCAAGUAUGUUGGCUGGCUUUGAGCUCCGUUUAUCCAAUUGUCGUGGCUCAAACAUCUAGCCCUGACGGUGCGGUCCAUCCAGGACAGCCGGCGAAUUGCAACGGAUGGCAUACCGUCAUUUCUGGUGACAAUUGUCAGACUGUGUCCCAGCGUUACGGUAUCUCACUGAGUCAAUUCUUUGAAUGGAAUCCCGCCAUUUCCUCUGACUGCCUCAACAAUUUCUGGCUCGAAUCGGCCUACUGUGUGAGGAUCGGAGAAAUCAAUACCAGACCCAGCAGCUCCGCCGGUGCAACCUCAAACCCCACGUCCACAUCGACGUCUAUGGUCACGUCACAAACGACCAUUACCUCAAACUCUGCAACACCAACUACCUCUUACAACUCGACAUACUCAGUCUUGCACCCAGUCACCUCUUGGAACGUGUCGACCACGAGUACUGACAAGACGUGGCCGCCUACCCAGACGCUCGCGGGUCAGACUGCCAUAUGCAAUGCGUGGCAUCGCGUUGUUCCUGGUGAUACAUGUCAGCGAAUGCUUGACAAAUAUGGCCUGAAGUCCAUGGUCGAUUUUUUGAGAUGGAAUCCCGCGGCCAAGGAGGACUGUGAGAUGCUCAUCGCCGACUACUGGGUGUGCGUCGGGGUGCAGCGGCAGAUGGGUAACACGGAUCUCGAAUGGGAAACGGCUCAGCCUGAGUUUACCGCGCCUCCAGAGCCCACCCAGUACACACCCGUUACGCUGCCCGCAGCUGACUCGAGCUUCGCACCGAUCCCGUCUCAUGGGCCUAUGCCCAUCGACUGUAAAGUUUACCACAGGGCCACAGCUGACCAGAACUGCAAUGACAUUGUCAAACUGUACAACUACUUUUCACAGGAGCAGUUCUUGUCGUGGAACCCAGCUCUCAACGGAAAUUGUCUGGGUCUUUGGUUGGAUACGUGGUAUUGUGUUGGCGCAUAUGCGGAUGACAAUCUCCCACUGCCUGCGCACCAGACCACCAAGCCAACUGAGGGCAACGUCCCCCUGGGAUACCCCAAUGAUUGCGCGCGAUGGUAUCAGACAACCUUCGACGACACGUGCGACCUUAUCGUACUUAUGUUUGGCAGUUUCAGCAUGGCCGAUUUUGUCAAGUGGAAUCCGACUGUCUUCCGUGAUUGCAGCGGCAUCGUUUUGGAUGCAUGGUACUGUAUAGGUCGCCCGGAUACGCCGAUAACACGUACUCCAGGCGCACCAUGGCCGACACAGUUGACAACGUCGAUGCCGAUGACGACGUCUACCAAGCCAUCAUCAACUGCAACAGGAGCGCCGCAGCCUGUGCAGACACCUUCGCCUGUCCGUGAAGGCAUGACGAAAGAUUGCGUGCGAUUUCACCUACAGCAGCCUGACGAGUUUUGCUGGGCGAUGGCGUCCGGUGCUGGUAUCUCCUUGACGUGA
Molecule: messenger RNA, 1446 nt
Organism: Alternaria burnsii
Lineage: Eukaryota; Fungi; Ascomycota; Dothideomycetes; Pleosporales; Pleosporaceae
Exons: 1
Coding region: 1-1446 (481 amino acids)
Source: RefSeq, a predicted model, not a curated record